Messenger RNA from Phasianus colchicus (ring-necked pheasant), 616 nucleotides. Lineage: Eukaryota; Metazoa; Chordata; Aves; Galliformes; Phasianidae. The record is from RefSeq and is a predicted model, not a curated record.
AUGGGGGACGAUGGGGUUUCCCAGCACCCUGAGCUGCUCCCCAAGCACAGCCCCCAUCCCACCUCCUGGGUUGCCCACGUGGUGCCCCAAACCACCUUCUGCUCCACCUUCCCACCCUCUGCAACGCUGCGAGGCCAUCGCCCCGUGGCCGUGCAUCCCAAGCCCACAUCUGCUGCAGGGGAACCUUCCUUGCCUCUCACUUGCCCACCUCUCUCCCUCUCAGUGCUCCGGCAUCCGUCGUGCUCACCUCGCCCACACUUCUCCCACGUCUGCCCCAACGCCUGGCUCAGUUUCCAAGGGAAAUGCUAUUAUUUCUCGGACAACGAGAGUGACUGGAACAGCAGCAGGGAGCACUGCCAGCGCCUCGGAGCUGCCCUGGCCGCCGUGGACACGGAGGAGGAGGUGCAAUUCAUGCUGCAAUACCAGCACCCAGCAAACUGUUGGCUGGGGCUGCACAGGGCAGAAGGGGACGAGCACUGGACGUGGGCCGACGGCAGCGCCUUCACCAACUGGUUUGAGGUGCGAGGCGGAGGCCGAUGUGCGUACCUGAAUGGGGACAGGAUCAGCUCAGCCCUCUGCCACAUUAAGAAGUACUGGGUGUGCAGCAGAGCCGACA